Leishmania mexicana MHOM/GT/2001/U1103 is the source of this 1413-nucleotide messenger RNA. RefSeq lists its product as hypothetical. The coding region runs from base 1 to 1413 and encodes 470 amino acids. The record is from RefSeq and is a predicted model, not a curated record. Gene Ontology annotation, cellular component: centrosome. Lineage: Eukaryota; Euglenozoa; Kinetoplastea; Trypanosomatida; Trypanosomatidae. The transcript has a single exon.
AUGGCGCUCAUUGACCAGCAUGAGACGAGUGUGCAGCAGGUGAUGGGGAAGAUUGACGCUCUGCGCGGGGAGCGGGAGGCUCGAUACACUGAAUUCAAGCAGGAAGCACAGCAGCGAGAGGUUGAGCUGCAGCACCUGCGUAACGAGCGCUCCGAUCUCACUCUGCAGGUGCAGGAGGAGCGUGAGCGGUCGACGCGGCUGCUGCACGAGAACACGGCACUGUACGCGCAUCAGGCUGAGCAGCGGGAGGAACUUGGGAAACUUGUGGAGUUGUGCCGCGUACGCGGGCAGCGACUGCGCGCUCUCAGCAACCAAAAACCCAGAGUAGCGGGGAGUACCCCGCACCGGCGGAGGCCGAUAGAGGCCGAUGUCGGUGCAUCAACAGGGGCCUCGUGUGACGACGCGAGAGCCGCCGAUGUCGGGGAUGAGGAGAGCGCUCUAGAGCUGAGCAGGACGGGGAUGGGCGCAAAGGGCGCUGGAGGCUCCGCAACGGCGGCCGCCUGCUCGCCUUCGCCCGCGCUCGCGUCUCCGCCAGCGUCGAUGAGCAUACACAAGGCUGUCGGCGCCACCACCGCUGCUCGGCGGCCAGCACUGUCGCCGUCGCCGGCUGCGCUGGGCGGUCUCGCUGAAGAUGCCGAAAUGGCAGCGUUGCUCAACGUGCCGUACAAGUUGCAGGUGCCCAGCACUCCGUUUGGUCCGUCGGCGCACACCAUCACGGCGAACACGGCAGCCACAACGCACCUGCUGGCCCUCAACGAAGAAGCAAACAUGCUUCGCCAGCAACUGGAGGAGCAGCGCGUCACAUACGAGCAGGAGCGUGGCGUGAGGACGAGUGAGACCGACGCGCUACACCGUCGGCACAUCGAGAAAGAGGCCAAAUACCUCGCAACGAUCGAUCAACUCGAAGUACUGCACGAGGAGAGCCUGCGCGACUUGGUACAGUAUCGCCACAACACAGAAAAGCAGCUUCGCGAUGUUCGCGGGCAGGUGGAUUGGCUGCGCGCAGCACUGCAGGAGGCGCUCGAUCUGGCGGAGAAGGAGCGUCGCCGGCAGCACAACGAGGUUUACACAACGGAGCAGCGCAUGUCACGCCAGUAUUACCCCAAACUGCAGUCCUUGCAUGCAGAGCUGGAGGAAUGCCGCCGCGGUGCCCUCGCACAGGCGCAGGAAAACGCCAAAGUCAUCGCUCAAAAGGAUGCGCUCGUGGCCGAGCUGCGGCAGAAGCUCAAGGCUGAGGUGAGCCAUCGAAGGCGCAUUGAGGAGCGGUACAAGCUGGAGAUGAAGGGUGUGCACAGCGAGCUGGACCUGAUGCGGCAGUCACUGCGGCAGAUGGAGCGGCGGGUGUACUACCGCGAUGUGCGCGAUCAGGCCUCCGAGGAGGCACAGCACGAGCUUGAGCGGUACUAUGACUAG